Messenger RNA from Aricia agestis (brown argus), 1281 nucleotides. RefSeq names its product COP9 signalosome complex subunit 5 (gene CSN5). The record is from RefSeq and is a predicted model, not a curated record. Bases 111 to 1154 code for a protein of 347 amino acids. Gene Ontology annotation, molecular function: protein binding; deNEDDylase activity; metallopeptidase activity. Gene Ontology annotation, biological process: protein deneddylation. The transcript has 5 exons. NCBI's taxonomy places the organism in Eukaryota, Metazoa, Arthropoda, Insecta, Lepidoptera, Lycaenidae. Gene Ontology annotation, cellular component: cytoplasm; COP9 signalosome.
GUCAAUGGUAUUUUGUAUGGUAUUUUGGAAAUACGGUCGUGAAAUUGCAAUUAUUAAAAUACAUUGAGUUAAUCUCAAUUACAUUACUUAGUUUAAUAUAAAUAAUUAACAUGGCUUCAACAAGUGCGGAUUCACAAUCUACGAUAGCUCAAAAAACUUGGGUGAUGGCGAACAACAUUGAAACUGUUUCAAGUGUUGAUGAUAUUUAUCGUUACGAUAAAAAACAGCAACAAGAUAUACUCACCGCAAAACCAUGGGAAAAAGACCCUCAUUUCUUCAAAGACAUCAAGAUAUCUGCAUUGGCUCUACUCAAGAUGGUAAUGCAUGCAAGAUCGGGUGGCACUUUAGAAGUGAUGGGGCUGCUACUGGGUAAAGUGGAUGCCAAUACCAUGAUAGUCAUGGAUUCCUUUGCUCUGCCAGUCGAAGGAACAGAAACGAGGGUCAACGCCCAGGCUCAAGCGUAUGAAUAUAUGACAGCUUAUAUUGAAGCUGCGAAGCAGGUUGGUAGACAUGAAAAUGCUAUAGGUUGGUACCACAGUCACCCGGGCUACGGCUGCUGGUUGUCUGGCAUUGAUGUCUCCACACAGAUGCUGAAUCAGAACUUCCAAGAGCCAUUUGUAGCUAUUGUCAUAGACCCGGUCAGAACCAUCUCCGCCGGAAAAGUUUGCUUGGGAGCUUUCAGAACUUAUCCUAAGGGUUACAAACCAGCAAAUGAAGAGCCUUCAGAAUACCAGACUAUUCCUCUCAACAAAAUAGAAGACUUUGGAGUGCACUGCAAGCAAUACUAUUCAUUGGAGGUGUCAUAUUUCAAGUCGUCACUGGACAGGAGGCUCCUGGAUUCCCUCUGGAACAAAUACUGGGUGAACACCCUGAGUAGUUCCAGUCUCAUCACAAAUGCAGACUACACUACGGGACAAAUAUUUGAUCUGUCAGAUAAAUUGGAGCAGAGUGAAGUUUGUUUGGGUCGCGGUGUGUACGCUGGUACUGAUCCAAAUGAAAAGAGAACAGAAGACAAACUGGGUAAGGCAACGAAAGACGCCUGUAAGACCACCAUAGAAGUAAUCCACGGUCUCAUGGCACAGAUGAUCAAAGACAGACUGUUCAAUAGCGUGAGCGGCAGACCCUCGCCUGCUACACCCAUGAUUGAAAAUUAAUGAAAUUAUAAUUAGAAAUACUUCUUUUACUCUAUACUGCUAAUUACGGUUAAUUUGUAAAGUUGAUAAACUAAACGCAUAGUUAUUGGACAGUGUACCUUUUAAGUCAAUAAAAAAUAUAAAAUAU